This is a messenger RNA of Scomber scombrus (Atlantic mackerel), 1038 nucleotides long. Its product is annotated as homeobox protein OTX1 B-like. Gene Ontology annotation, molecular function: DNA-binding transcription factor activity, RNA polymerase II-specific; RNA polymerase II cis-regulatory region sequence-specific DNA binding. Lineage: Eukaryota; Metazoa; Chordata; Actinopteri; Scombriformes; Scombridae. The record is from RefSeq and is a predicted model, not a curated record. The coding region runs from base 1 to 1038 and encodes 345 amino acids. Gene Ontology annotation, biological process: multicellular organism development; regulation of transcription by RNA polymerase II. The transcript has 3 exons. Gene Ontology annotation, cellular component: nucleus.
AUGAUGUCUUAUCUCAAGCAGUCCCCGUACGGGAUGAACGGACUGGGCCUGAGCGGGGCCAUGGACCUGCUGCACCCGUCUGUGGGUUACCCUGGCAACCCGCGGAAGCAGCGCCGGGAGCGGACCACCUUCACCCGGACUCAGCUGGACAUCUUGGAGUCGCUGUUUGCUAAAACGCGCUACCCGGACAUCUUCAUGAGGGAAGAGGUGGCGCUGAAAAUCAACCUGCCGGAGUCCAGAGUGCAGGUCUGGUUUAAAAACAGGAGAGCAAAGUGUCGGCAGCAGCAGCAGAGCAGCAACAGCGCCAAGGUGAAACCAAUGAAGAAGAAGUCGUCUCCGACCAGAGAGAGCACCGGGUCAGAGAGCAGCGGCCAGUUCACCCCGCCGGCCGUGUCCAGCUCCUCCUCCACCUCCUCCUCCUCAUCCUCCUCUUCUUCCUCCUCCAUCUCCUCUGGACUGGGAGGACCCGGUAUGAUCAGCACCUCUACCUCCGUCACCGCCCCGGUGUCGUCCAUCUGGAGCCCGGCGCCCAUCUCCCCGGCCCCGGCGCCCGCCUCUCUGCCGGACGCCGCCGCCCCCACCAGCGCCUCCUGCAUGCAGCGCUCCGUGUCGUCUUCCACCACCGGGGGAACGUCGUCCUACCCGGUGUCUUACAGCCAGACGGCGGCGGCGUACAGCCAGGGUUACCCGGGCUCGGCGUCCGGCUCUUACUUCAGCGGCGUAGACUGCGGCUCGUACCUGGCGCCCAUGCACUCCCAUCACCACCCGCACCACCAGCUCAGCCCCAUGACGGGCGGCUCCAUGUCGGGACACCCGCACCAUCAUAUCAGCCAGACGUCAGGGCACCACCACCAUCACCACCAUCCGUCACACCACCACCAGGCGUACAGCGCGCCCGGCCUCGCCUUCAACUCCACAGACUGUCUGGAUUACAAAGAGCAGUCGGCGGCGUCGGCGGCGGCCUGGAAACUCAACUUCAACGCCGCCGACUGUUUGGACUACAAAGACCAGGCCUCGUGGCGUUUCCAAGUGCUGUGA